This is a messenger RNA of Cynara cardunculus var. scolymus (artichoke), 1693 nucleotides long. RefSeq names its product F-box/LRR-repeat protein At4g29420. The record is from RefSeq and is a predicted model, not a curated record. NCBI's taxonomy places the organism in Eukaryota, Viridiplantae, Streptophyta, Magnoliopsida, Asterales, Asteraceae. The transcript is spliced from 2 exons. The coding region runs from base 1 to 1392 and encodes 463 amino acids.
AUGGACAAGCUUCCUCAAGCUUUAAUACUCGAAAUCCUGAGUCGACUCAAUGACUCGGCCGACGUAGCUCGCUGCCGACUCGCUUGGAAAACUUUCGAUGCUCUUUCUUCAGACCUUCGAUCAAUCAAUCUUCAAUGCUCACUGGAAAGGUACAUCAGAUCAAGGUCUAGGGCUUCGGAUUCUUCAAGUUCUGCCCAAAUUACAAUUCCUUUCAAGAGAAUUUUCCUUAAUCUUGUAUCGAAUCUGAGAGUUGUUGAUUCGGUGCGAAUCGGCACCGAGAAGCCGCUGCGAGAUGUCUCGUACGACGACGUUGAGGAUGAGGCUGAUGAUCUGUACCUCACUGAUGGGAAUUUUGUUAAGGAGUGGCUGCCUAGGGUUUCUGGAGAAUUGAAAUCGCUUUCGGUAUCUGAUUUUUGGGUUCAGUCUUGCUGGCGUCGAUCGAAUCUUUUGCCGCUGGUUUCUGCGUAUUGCCAUAAUCUUCUUAAAUUAGAGGUGAAGAAUGCAUGGCUUUCAGUAGAUAAUUUGAAUCCAAUGCCAAACCUAACAAGUUUGACACUUGAAUUUAUACGAUUAGACGAUGAUAACCUAAACGAGUUGAAUAGGUGCUUUCCGUCUCUUCAAGUUCUUAACUUGAUCGGUGUUGGAGGACUGAAACUACCUACCAUCCACCUUCCGAACCUCAAAACCUGUCACUGGGCUGUAUCUAAUGCCCCAUCGUCGUUAUCUCUAAUUGCCCCCAACCUCAUUACCCUAAGACUCGAAUGCGUAAGACCCACCGCACUUUAUGUCGAAGCUCCGAUGUUGGCUCACUUCCAUCUCGCCCUUGAUCAUGCCGACACAUUCGUGGUUAGAAGGUUCGAGAAUCUGAAAACCCUUUGGCUCGAGUGUUUAUAUAUCGGGUCUUUAUGUUUUAAAUUCCCGCUUACAAUAUCAGUAGAACAUCUUACCGUGGACUCGCGUAAGUGGGCAAAAGGAGCCGCUGGAUAUUCCAAUUUUACCCUAGAUAAGUUGUUCACGGUUUUCCCAACUGUUAGUUCCCUAUGUAUCAACCCGAGUGCGUGGUCGGAAUUAGAGGCGUGUUACGAUCCCGACGGUUGGGAGAUUAGGCGCGGGAGGAGGGGAUUGAAAACGUUUCGUGCAUAUUUGUUGCUGGUUGACCCUUUGUUGACUUUCUCAUCCGUUGCUUCCGUGGUGAACCAAUGCAAGGUCUUGUCGGAGGUCUCGUUGAUGAUCCACCGUGAUGUUGUUGCUAACGUGUCGAAAGGUUUCAUUUCUAGGUGCAUGAAUUGUUGGCCUGGACUCGAGUGGAAAUGGGGAUUGUGGAAAGAAGGAACGGAAGAUUCUUGGAUAACCGAUCAUAUAUCCGAUUCAACGCCACAAAUCAUGAUAUGAUCCAUCGAAGGCGAAAAUACUGGUAAAUCGAAGAUUUCAAAUGGGUCGAUUACAAGAACACAAGUAAGUUUCUCUCUUAUGUUGUUGUGUUUAUGUAAAUAUGAUGGUAUGUAAUUAGAUUUUGAUCGGGGUCGAUAAUAUUAGUUUUAGUAGAAAAUAGUAUUAAAUCCGUUUUCGUUUUUCGCUUUGUCCGUUAUUUCUAAGUAAUCGAGAUGCAUGCAGAAGGAAACAAUCGAGUUGUUCGUAAGAUGAUGACAACAACAUUUUACGAGCAACUCGAGUGUUGUGUUUGUUAGUUUUC